GUAAUUUCUUGGCACAGGCCGGCAACUGUCUAGUCUUAGGCCUCCGUUGCUGUGCCGUUUGUAAUCAUUCUCCUUGAUUCAUGGUUUUUUCUGCCCUUUUUUUUGUUUUUUGAUUCAGUACUAUUUCAUAGAAUUUGUUAACUACUUCAAUCCAAAUGGGUUGUUUCCGUCAUGAUCAGUAACUUCAACAUUUGUUAUGUUGUCAAGAAAGCUAUCCACACACACAAAUUAAAUUACAUUUUGCCUAAAAAAAUUUCUUGUCCCAUUUGCAAGUCUUUUCUUGUGAAGAUCAAACCAAUUUGAAAGAGCUUGGUUUUAGGCUGAAAAAAGUUUAUCGCAAUGUCGUUGGAGGAGCUUUUGGCCAGGGAAGGCUUUAAACGAAGCAAAUCAAGGAUGAUGCAUAGAGCUUCAUUUGGAGGAGAGGCUAGAGUUAUGCCACUUUCCUCAUUCAAUGGUGAUCAGCGCAGACCUGCUUCUUUGGGCUUAAAGAAGACAGAGAGGACCAAAUCCGAUUUACCUCGGUAUCAUCAGGUUAGAGGUGAAUUCCCAUCCAGUGACAAGGUUAAGGGAAUAAUGCUACAGAAUGAAAGAAGGCAAUCUAAUUCAUUCAGCUCUGAUUCACAUGAAAGUUUAGUCAGCCGAGAAACAGUUUCUGCUGCGCCGAGUAAUGAGAUAGUUGAGGUUAAAAUGCAAGAACCAAGAGUAUACCAAGGUUUGCAUUCAAAUGAAUUAUACAGCCCUGAGGAAGAAACUGAGGCGAAGUAUGACAGAAGAAAUCAGAAAAGAGAAAACUACAGACAGUCCUCAGAUAAGUACACUAGGACGGACAAGCCACCUAGGCGUCCAUCCAGUAAGAGUGGCCCUUUGCAAAAGUACUACAAUGAGACUGAGCAAGAUCCAUCUUCUAGCAGAACUAGUAACAAAAGUAAAUUUAAAAAGAAAGCAGAUAUUGCAUCAAGUUUUGAUACUCCGGCACUUGAUGAAGCCGCUAUCCAGGCCAUGAUUUCUAUAUUGAGUGGAUAUGCAAAACGAUUUAUCAAGGAUGAAAAUUUUAGGGCUUCGCAUCGGGAGAAUAGUUUUGCAUCCCUUCAUGUAGUCGGAGAUGAAGAGUGCACCAGCCGCAAUGAAGGUAAAGUUUUGGAAAGUCUUGAAGAAGCUAUAGAAACAGUGGAAAGAGCUACUGAGGAACGUGCAAGUGUCAAGGACUUGAAAAAAGCUUCAUUGCAGCUCAGUGUUAUUACAGGCUUGAAUUCAAAUGAUCUGAAAGAUGGCUAUACAUGUGGAAUUCCUAACUUUAAACUAUCUGCUUGUGCUCAUUUCUACCUCAGUGUGAUAUAUAAACUCCAGAAAAAAGAUAGAGUUGCAGCAAAACAUCUUCUUCAAGUGUUCUGCGAUUCGCCUUUUCAGGCACGAACUGAAUUAUUACCUGAUCUGUGGGAACAAAUCUUUUUCCCUCAUCUUUCAGAUUUGAUAUUUUGGUAUAAAAAAGAAUCUGAUUCUGUAGCGCAUUCACCGGGUCAGAUUAGGAAGCUUAAGCUUGUUGAGAAAGUUUACAAUGAAAUUAUGGAUUCAGGCACUUAUCAGUUUGCAGCCUAUUACAAGGAUUGGCUAACCGAGGGAGUUGAAGCUCCUGUACUCCCUUCUAUCCAGAUUCCAUCUGUGCCUGUUCAGUUGCUUGAGGAGGCAGACUUGGAUGAUCAGUCUCCACAUCCAGAGAGCCCAAUUAAUUCUUCUUUACAAGUCCCAAUGGUCAGUAAAACAUUAUAUGAGGCGGUUUUUAGACAUACAGUUAAACCAGAAACCGAACUAGCAGACUGCGAGGAAGAGAGUUUUGAUGUCAGUAUGAGAAGCUUACAUGACACAGCUGUUGGAGAAAGUUCCUCCUCUGAAAUGUACAAAGGGGCUGUCCCGGAUACUGAUGUUCGUGCUCCAUCAUUACUGAAUGCAACAUCAAGACUUAUGAGAGUACAGAGAUCACAUAUAAAGAGUUCUCCAGAAAGCCUGGAUGUAACUGAGAAGUUUGGCAUGCCAGAAGUAACAGAAGAAACCUCGGGAGACGUACCUAUGUGUAAUGCAUUACCAGCUCCAAACUCUAGUGAAGUGAUACUGAGCACAUUGGCAAGUGAAGUUUUCAAAUUCCAACCACCUGAAGUUCCAACUAUCGGUGCUCCUGCACUUUUGCUUAGUACCCAAGAUGCUUUAAAUUCAGAUGGCUUGCCCGAAGCAUCUUGGUCACCUGUUGCAGGUGGAUCUUCUUGUAUGAGCAUCCCUCGGGACUUUAUUUGCCCAUUGACAGAUGUAAUAUUUGAUGAUCCUGUCACUAUAGAGACUGGCCAAACCUAUGAGAGUUCAGCCAUCAAAAGCUGGCUUGAAAAAGGAAAUAGAACUUGUCCUGUAACAGGGAAAACACUUGAAUAUCGUGGCGUGCCACUUACAAACUUCAUUCUGAAGAGGGUAAUUGAUGAUUGGAAGGUAGGACAUGCUAAACAUCUCAUGGACUUGGCAUCUAAAGUAUCAGAAAAUGUGGAAUCAAAGGAUGAAAUGGCAGUUUUCAUACUAGAACAGCUUAUAACCGCUUCCAGCCCAGAGGAAAGGAUUAGAAGAGCAAAACAGCUUACUUCACUAGGAGGCCUGAAGUUUCUACUGCAUAGGUUUCAUUGUGGAAGCCCGGGGGAGAAAACACACAUCUCAGAGUUGUUGUUAAUAUGUAUUCAAGCAGACACUCAUAACCGAAAUCAUAUUACUAGGAACAUUGACAAGCUUUCUCUGCUUGAUCUACUUCACUCUAAACAGCUGAAGAUAAAAAGAAUUGCAGUUUUGCUGCUUACGGAACUGGUUUGCUUGAACAGGAGAAAAGAGGCAAAGUACUUUCUGGACGGCUUACAAAAGGAAGAAAUAUCAGGAGCCAUGCAUGUUUUGCUUACCUAUCUGCAAAGCUGUCCACCAGAGCAAAGACCUACUCUUGCAGUGCUGCUUCUGCAUUUAGAUCUUCUUGUAGAACCUGAAAAUCAUUGUGUUUACAGAGUGGAGGCUGUUGAUGCCAUUACCAUGGCCCUUGAACACAGCUCAUCGGAUGAAAAGGUCUGCGAGAAGUGUUGCAGAUCACUUCUUGUGCUAGGAGGGUACUUUUCAUUUGCCGGAAAGAUUAUGACUGAGGAUUGGAUCCUGAAGCAGGCUGGAUUUCUUGAUGGUCCUGUGUUUGUUUCUCCUGACAAUCAACACAAGGCAAUUGUUGAUGACAGUAUUAUGAUGAUGGAAGAUGUUGAAGAGACUGUAGCUCGGGAAAAGUGGUUGGUGAAGUUGUCAGCUUCACUUCUAGGAGACGGGAACAGAUCUUUUCUGGAAGCGAUGGCAAGGUGUUUAUUUUCCGAAAAAUCUCAUCUAGUGAGAGUGUGUCUAACCACAGUAGCAUGGUUGAGCUCUGCUCUUGUAUCAUUAUCUGAAGCUGAGUAUCAGCUAGGUGCCUUUUCAGCACUCAUUUCCGGGCUGAAAGAUUGUCUGCAGAAUGGUGAGCUGGUAGAACUCAAGAUUCUUGCUUCUAUGUGCCUGCUCAAUUUCAGCAAGUUUCCAGAAUGCAGGCUCUUAUUGAUGACAAUGGCGGAUGAAAUCGCGAGUACUCUCGAAAACCUGUCUGGAAUGACAUGGACAGCAAAAGAACUCUAUUCCACAAUCUGCACCUAAUGAUGCAAGAAGGAUCUAAUGUGAAGAUAGCCUUAGGAAAGGGCUUACUGUCCAGAAUGUAAAGAAGAAAGUGUUGUAUGUUGUACAGUUACAAUUAUUUCUGCUGCUGGUAAAACUAGCUUGCAGAAAACAACUGUUUUGCACAGACAUUUGGCUGUAGAUUUUAAAACUGCAACAUACUGCACCAUUUUGCACCUUUGAAAAGAUUAUUGAUAUGCGAAUAAUGAACAGAACUUAGAACCCAUCUUGAGAGUUCAUUUCCUUUUGAAAUUCAAAUCUGAAAACUACUCACUCCGUCCCAGAUUAAUCUUUUUGAAGAAAAAAUUAACCAACGAAGCAACUGAGAAGCAUUUGAGAAUUCAGGAAACCACAGUUAACAACAAACUACAUAUUAAGUCCAAAUGUCAUUAUACAUAACACUAAUUUAAGGAUGCAUUUCAGCAGAGAAAACAUGGGUAAACCUCAGAUCAUCCUUGUUUUCCACCAAAAUGCACUACUGCAGAUGCAGCCAUAAGACUAGCAUUACACAGAAACUACGAAAUUCAGACCAUAGCAAAAGGACCCAAUCUCAAAUCUCUCAAAACUUGUUCUGGUACCAGAAAACACCUGCUUUCUCUCCUUCUGGCUCAACAUAAAGACACUCUUUUGCCUCCCUCCACAUUGCCUUGACAAAUGGAGUAUCAUCAAACUGAUAAUACUCUCCCAGCAAUGGCUUUAUCGCUUUGGUUGCCUCCAUUGCGUGAUAAUGCGGCAUUGUUGAGAAGAGAUGAUGAGCCACAUGAGUAUCAGUAAUGUUAUGGAAGACCUUAUUGAGGAUACCAUAGUCUCUGUCAACUGUUGCCAAUGCUCCUCUUAGCCAAUCCCACUCAGAUGAAUCAUAAUGAGGCAAUGCAGGAUGAGUAUGCUGCAGAUAAGUGAUCAAAACAAGGAAUCCAUUCACAAUUAGCAAUGGUACGCCAUAAACACAAACUAACCAGGCCAACCCUUUAGCCAAUGCCACUUUGUAGAGCAAGUAAGCCAUGGAAAUCACCCCCACAUCUGAGAUGUAGAUCUGUAACCGCUCCCGAUCGUUAUAUAUCGGGCCAUAAGGAUCGUAAUGGCACGCGAAACGAUCAUAGGGACGACCUGAAACAUUGAACACCAAGUACAAUGGCCAUCCCAAUGUAAGGGUGACAAUGAGGGUGAUCAUCCUGCCAACAGGGUUGUUCAAAUACUUCGAGUACCAUGCCAUUUCAGAUUUCUUUUUCGGCACGAAAACCUCAUCGCGCUCGAGUGAUCCCGUGUUGGAGUGGUGGCGUCGGUGGCUGUACUUCCACGAGAAGUACGGGACCAUCAGCGCAGAAUGCAACACCAGGCCGACUAUGUCAUCCACCCACUGGUAGUCACUGAAUGCGUGGUGACCGCAUUCGUGAGCUAUCACCCAAACACCAGUACAAACACAGCCUUGAACAAUCCAAUAAACUGGCCAGGCGAGGUACUUGUAGGGCGAUGGCAGGAGAUGGAAAUAAGCAGUUGCAAUGUAGUAGAACAAUGAGACAAAGAAGAGGUCAUACACAACAUAGGAGAAUGAACGAAUGAGUGACCUCUUAAAGCAAUGAGGUGGAAUGGCCUUCUUGAUUUCUCCAACUGUGAACGGAGGCUUUGAGUACGGCGCCUUCUUGAUUGCACCGGCACCAUUUUUCUUCUCAUCAGUAACCGUCAUCGUUGGAGCAGACACGCGACGGCCUCCGGCUCCCAUCGUUGCAAAAUAAUGCUAGGUAUUGAAACAACCUGGAGAUGGCCAAACCAAUGUCAAUAUAUGUAGAUAGCAAGUUGAAUGUUAAAACUGAAUAUCAUCAAUACAGUGAUUUUUUUUGACAUUUUCUUUUUGUCUCUGUCCUAAUUUUUCUUUUUUUACAUUAAUAUCUAGGUUGGUUAUCAGUGAUGUAGGGAACCAUCAAUGUGUGGUGAAUCCAAAAGAAGGAAGAAGGGUAAUGCAAUCCUUAGUAAGAUAGGAUUGGAAGUACCAGCCACUAAAAAAUUUAGGUACAUUUUCGCCUCUUUGUUUGGUGAAGAAAGAAACUUAUAACAUCCAUGCAAAAUAUAAGACUUGAUGAAUAAACACAGUCCAUCAGUAAAAAAAAAAAAAAUUUUAUAUAUUUAUAAAAAGAAAAGCUGUAUAUCAUCUGCAAUCCACAAGUACUACUAAAUGGGGACCAUAUUUAUACAUAUACAUAAAUAUAUGUAUCUAACACAACUGGAUUCAGGGUCCAUCAUCAAUUUGAUCUGAAAACAACACCAAUCAAUCGUUUUCGUGAAUCAUGAAGCAUGAUCACGAGCAUCAUCUCACUCUCUCUCUUUCAGAAAGCCACAGGAAAAAUUCAAAACUUGAUAAGAAAGAACAGUCAUGUGAGUAGGCACUCACUUGUGCCUAAAGUUGUUAGUUAGUUCCAGUUGGAAGCACAUUGCAUUAAGAGACAGUGACUCUAUUAUACAUGUCGACCGCUCAAUCAGACUCUGCAAUAUUUCCUAAUGCAGAAACAUGAAACAAAACUUAUACUGUAUAGAGUACCUACUACUCCCUCCGCCUGCAAUCCGUCGAUUUCAAUGCGUAAAUGGGAGAUGUUCUUGGAAUAAUCUAAAUGCAUGCAAAGAUUGCAAAAAUUCAAUUGGAAAACAGAACGGUGCUUUUGCAAUUGUCAAGAAUUGAUACACAUCAUUCUGAAAAAUAUGUUUAGAAAGGAUUUGGAAGAGAGAAAGAGCAAGUAGCAAACAUGUGGGCUUCAUUGAUAACUAAUUAAGCACCACCUACAUUUAUGUAUUCUAGCAGGAUUCUCUUACAAUUUCAAUUCACUCAUAUUCUUGCACCAUAACUUGAUCUACAAUCAAAAAAAGAACACGCAAAAAAGAAAAAAGGCAUUUCGAAACCAUACUUGAUAAUGUGACACGGUUGUGACGCAACAAUUCAGAUUAAGCACCCAUAAUUAAAUACUUGCACGUAAUAAAAAUGAUGCCAAAAAUUCACAAAAGAUAAUAACCAAUACCACUGUCUCAAGAUCAAAAGAGUUGAAUGAAUCGAUACCUCCUCUAAUUUAUUUUAAAGCUGAUGUUCAAUCGAUUGUUCCUUCCGUCCCAAAAUAAGAAUAAGAAUAUAUAUACGUAAUUAACAAGAUUGAAUGAUUCGUUUUCAGAUGGUUACUUUAAACUACGCGUACCUGAGUAAAAUUUGUCUUAGAAAUUAGGUCAUCACAGAAAGGCUGCUUUAAAUGGUAUUUAUGAUGCCACGUGAGUUUUUUUUUUUUUUUUUUCUAGAGGAGUUGUCACCGGAAGAUUUUUUUUUAACAUUUUUUUGCCCUUUAAAGUCACCCCAGAGGAAGACAUCAAGAGUAGGAACUCCUGGAAUUAAUGUUUCUAUUUCUGGUUUUCGCCAUUAGAAUUAUAUAUACACAAAACAGAAUUCUUUUUUAUAUAAAAAUUGAAAGUAGAAUUAAAAAAAUGUAAAGAAAAU
Molecule: messenger RNA, 7168 nt
Organism: Oldenlandia corymbosa var. corymbosa
Lineage: Eukaryota; Viridiplantae; Streptophyta; Magnoliopsida; Gentianales; Rubiaceae
Source: the annotation of a GenBank genome assembly